Molecule: messenger RNA, 2833 nt
Organism: Phalacrocorax carbo (great cormorant)
Lineage: Eukaryota; Metazoa; Chordata; Aves; Suliformes; Phalacrocoracidae
Source: RefSeq, a predicted model, not a curated record
UCAACACAGAACAGCCACACAGCAAAAACUGCUAGUAGGAAAAGUAUCUGCACCCUGAACAACAAAGAGUAUCAGAGAGCAGAGACCAUGAAAAUCAUUCUAGUCUUUCUAUUCAUUGCCCCACUUGCUCAUUCAGCUACAGUUGAGAAGGAUUAUUCUUCCUUUGAUUCUGGUGCACCUCCUGAGACAAAAUCAAGAUUUGCCAUGUUAGACGAUGUACGAAUCUUAGCCAAUGGACUGCUCCAGCUUGGGCAUGGUCUUAAGGACUUUGUCCAUAAGACGAAGGGGCAGAUGAAUGACAUCUUUCAAAAACUUUACAUUUUUGAUAGGUCCUUUUAUGAGCUCUCACUGCAAACUAGUGAAAUCAAAGAAGAAGAAGAACAGCUCAGACAAACUACAGCCAGGCUGCAAAUCAACAAUGAAGAGAUAAAGAAUCUCUCACAGGAGAUGAACUCGAAGAUUGAAGACCUCAUACAAAACAAAAUUCAGCUGCAAGAGAAAGUAUGGGGUCUGGAAGACAAAGUCACUAAACUGACCAUUACCCAGCCUUCAAUGCAUGAGACAGAAGAAAUUUCUUCACUCAAAGCUUUCGUGGAGCAGCAGGACAACCACAUCAAGCAACUUCUCAAAAUUGUAGAGGACCAGCAUGUGCAACUCGACAGACAGCACAAUCAAAUUAUGGAGCUAGAAGACAAGCUAAAUCACAUAGAGCUCCACGAACUCACAGAGAACUCCUUCACAGGGGAGCAAACAGAACCAGAGGCCAGCCCCUUUCCUGUGCGCAACACCACAGCUGUAACAUACAAAUCUGAUGGUGCUGCUCCUGACUGCACUGCUCUUUAUAGCAGCGGCAUGCAGUCCAGUGGUGUUUACACUAUUAAGCCCAACGGCUCAGAAGCUUUUGAUGUCUACUGUGAAAUGAAAUUUGGCAGUUCUUGGACUGUAAUCCAGAACAGAGUGGAUGGAUCACUAGACUUCAACCAAACCUGGGAUGCCUAUGCAAAUGGUUUUGGUGAACUCAAUGAGGAAUUCUGGCUAGGCCUGAAUAAGACCUAUUCCAUUACUAAACAAGGGGACUACAUCUUACGGAUAGAGCUGCAGGACUGGAAACAUAAUAAACGUUACAUUGAGUACGCGUUCAUCUUGGGAGGCCCCGAAACAGACUACACUCUCCAGCUUUCACGGAUCUCUGGAAGCAUCCCCAAUGCACUGCCAGAGCAGACAGAACUGAGGUUCUCAACUGCAGACCAUGACAUGGACAUAAUAAAUGACUUCAACUGUCCAGAAAACUACCUAGGAGGCUGGUGGCACAGUGAAUGUGAGGAAACCAAUCUUAAUGGGAAAUACGUCGCACCAAGGUCAAGAGGAAGACUAGACAGAAGAAAAGGCUUAUACUGGAAGCCUAAGAAAGGAAGAUACUACUUGCUCAAGUCAACCAAAAUAAUGAUUCACCCAACAGAUUUAAAAAGUUUUGACUGAAUGCUCAACCUGAUGCAUUUUAAUUCAGAACGUAUACACUGAACAUUAAUACAUCACAGAAGUUUGUGUUAUGUUUAAUACAGAUGCAUGUCUAAAUCCAUACACUGUAUGGUGUAUCCUCCAACACAUAAACCCUGAGGCAUUUGUGAUGGUCUUACGGUAUGUUUGGUGAGUAUUCUCAUUCGCCCCAGCCCCAAUGUCAGUGUGCUGUAACUUAUGUGGAGCUUUUACCUCCCCAGGAUGAAACUCUAAUGCCUAGGAAUCAGAUGCCUACUCAUGUGUUAGAUAGUAUUGCCCGGGGGAAUGGGUUUUCAGGCUGUUGCGUUCUUUCUGGGUUGUGCAGUAGGGAACACGGAAAGUGUUUCUACUGAAACAAAGGGCUGGCAUAAUGCUACAGAAGACAUUUAGGUAUUAAUCUAUAGGGAAAAAAAGAAAUUUUGUUUCAUAAAAUAAUUAAUUUGAUGUUUGGUUCAUGUUAUUGUUGUGGAGCGUUUCUAUGAGCAAAUGAAAGAUGGGUAAUUCCCCAUUUUAGGGUUCUAUCUAUUUCCAGACAAAUUUUCAGCAGUGUAGCUCAGGCCAGUCUUCGCUGAAGCACUGUACUCAGCAGCUAUAGAUGUGCACACAUGCAUCAAGAAAGCCACACCACCAACCUAAUCUUUUAGAUACCACACUUUGAAGAAUAUCUUAAGAACUAUGCUUUCUUACUGAAAGUUACAAGCUAAGCUUCAAAGCUUACUGAAAUAAGAGAUCCCUUUGCAGCCUUUUAGUACACAUAAGAAAUUAAAUGAAAGAUAAGUGAGCACAUGACAAAACACCUUUCAAAUAGGUGCGGGCGGGGGGGCAGCUCCAAUAGAGUCAAUGGUACCAACCAACAAACCCUGUAGGAACAACCUGAAUGCAGUGUUGGUCCUGCUCCUGAGAACAUACAUUUGUUUAACUUCAGCUGUAGAAUACUAUAAGGCAGAAGGACUACUGAUAUGCUUGUGGAUGGCCAGCUGUGGAAGUGCUGACUGCCAAGGACCCCAUUUCUGCAGUUACAUUAAGUCAUAUUGACUUGUAUAUGCUACCUAACCCUUGUACAGUAUGGAUUUUUUACCCCAACAUUUGCAACCAUUCAGAAAAUGGUUUUAAGUUGUUCAUAGUUGGUUCACUCUGACAAAUUACAGAAUGUGCUAAUUACAAAAAAAACUGCAAAAAUACUUUCGUUCCUCAUGGAUUUAUUACAAAGAAGAGAUCACAGAGUGUUACUUAUUUCUACUGAUGUAUUGUAAUGUUUAAUUACCUGUCUAACCUCUAAAAAUAAAUUAAUAAAUCAAUGAAUCAAUAAAUAAAUACAUCUUUUGAAAAGGCAUGA